Molecule: messenger RNA, 2529 nt
Organism: Lodderomyces margitis
Lineage: Eukaryota; Fungi; Ascomycota; Pichiomycetes; Serinales; Debaryomycetaceae
Exons: 1
Coding region: 1-2529 (842 amino acids)
Biological process (GO): cytoskeleton organization; small GTPase-mediated signal transduction
Cellular component (GO): cytoplasm; plasma membrane; cell division site
Molecular function (GO): GTPase activator activity
Source: RefSeq, a predicted model, not a curated record
AUGUCGUUUGCAGAGAAUUUCUGGACUCAGGAUUAUAACCUGGGGUUCCAAAUCCUAUUUGGACAACUAUACGAGGGUAUACACGAAAAUGAUGACUUCAUAGAUUUGUUCAAAAAAAGAAUGGAUCUGGAGAUGCUAUAUGGUACUUCUCUUCAGUCAAUAUCAACAAAUUCAAAGCCUACUAGCAAACGCCAAACCAAUGACGAUUACGCGUCAACAAUCAAGAAUGUAUACACCGAAUUGCACGAUAACUUCCACAAACAAGGACAGUACCAUAUUGACAUUGCCGAAAACAUUGAAACAAUGGUUCUCAGUCCAUUUGAAAAAUGGUGUAAGGAACACGAACAACGAGUUGGAUACUCUACGUCGACCAUCAACGCAAAAUAUAAAUCGCUAAAAUCAACACAGGCUCAAGUGGACAAGUUACAAAAAAAAUACUUCAACAAAUGCAGAAUUUUAGAAGAGUUUAAAAGCCACUAUUCUGAGGAGGAGUUGAGUGAGGAAAUGGGUGACUCUGAGUUUCACAGGAGAAUUUCAGCAUCCCAAAAAGCGGCCGAAUCCACUGACGAAGAUGGAGGUGAGGAAGGGGAAACCAGCUUUGAAUUUACAUAUGCCGAGUUUAACUCUAAACAAAUGGAAACUCUUUUGAAGCAAAUGUUGAUUGGUAUACCUCGAGCUGCACAUAAAGUUCCUAUUUUAGGAACAUACCAGGACGUGUCUACAGGAAGCUCCAUCACGCAAUGGGUUCUCGACAAUGUAUUUGAAGUUGAAAAAAAUCUAGACAAGGCAGAAAAAUUUGGCCAAGACUUAAUCAAGCAUGACUUUAUCAGAGUUGUUGGAUCAAUGGGUAAGUCAUUCAUCAAUUCGUCUCAAUUUUUUUACCAAUGGAAACAGAAGGCUUUUGAUGUUGCCCAGAUAAUCCCAAAUAGCAACGAUGUCAGUAGUAAUGGAUUUUCCAAGGGUUUCGGCACAUUCAAUUUUGAUGACGUUAAGGAAGCAAUGGGAGUUAGCGGUGUCGACUAUUCCGACAAAACACAAUAUCCUAAAUUGCUCAAUGAUGUCAAGUCUUUGGAUUUGCUGUACUUUGAAAAAGUUAGAGAGCUUGAUGCAUUGAGGUGCGAGUUUGAGGAGCUUGUUAUGGACCAUCUAACCUUUAUGCAAAAGUGUGAAUUAGACCGAUUGAAAGCUAUAAAGAAGGUGACUUUUGAUUUCAUAGCCACUUUUGCAAAUAGGGUAAAACAGUUGCAAAUGGUUACCGAUGAACUAGUCUUGUUAGAAGAAACAAUCAAUCCGGUGAAGGAUUUGAAAUUCUUGAUUGAGAAUUAUGCCACUGGCUACUUCAAACCGCAUGUGACAUUGUACGACAACUAUUACGACUCAAAUACUAGGCAGACAUUUGGUGUAGACUUGAAUGUCAAGUCUAGAUUAGACAAAAAGGUAGUUCCAAUAAUCGUUCAGUGUAUUUUGAGCCAUUUAGACCACACGUACCCCGACUUAAAGGAUGAUGAGGAACGGAUCAACCUUUGGACUCAACCGGUGCAUUUAUCUAGUGUGCACAAAUUGCGUUCGCAACUUAAUGACUUAUCUGACCCAGUCAAGAUUUCCGAGAUACUAAGCGAGUCGAAUCCUGUGGUUAUUACUAAUGUUUUGAAGUUGUAUUUGUUGGAAUUACCCGACUCAUUAAUUCCACACAGUUUUUACGAUGUGAUCAAAUUGUUGUAUAUCAACUAUCAAGACGGGUCGCAAAAGGCUACUCGUAUUAAUGGUCUUCAAAAUGUGCUAUCGGAAUUGCCUAAAUGCAACAUAGCUACUCUCGAUGCCUUGUUGACUCAUCUAAAGAGGUUGGUGCAAAUAAUUGGAGCAAAAGAUAAGGAAGCAUCAAAGAGCUUACAAGGUGCUCUUUGUUUAGAGUUUGGCAAGUUGAUUUUACGCCCCAAGACAAAUACACACUCUGAACUUUCAAAGAGCAGUUUCAACGAUAAGCAUCCUGUUAGUACCAUGCAAGACUUGCUUAAAAAUAAGGAAACAAUAUUUAAUGAACUCAGGAGAAACAGUUCCAAAACUAAAUCCAAUAGCGCUGCAAAUAGCGCUGCAAAUAGCCCCAAUGUUAGUCGCACUGGCUCCACCAAGACUCGUCACACUCCACCUCUUGCGCCAAGUGAGUCUUUGGCAGCGAAAUCUAAAUCUCGUUUGGAAUCGAGGUUGAAGAGUGCUAUUAAGCACAAGCAAAAUGGUCAGUCUACCGACCAACCAAAGGAGGAAGUCGCAGAAGCUCUGUCUUUUCCCCAAGAAAAUGAUGAUGCUGAUGAUGAUAGUAAAGCUCAACCAGAGUCUAGUAGCAAGUCCAGCUCAAGAUCCCGCUCUGCAACUCCUCCUCCAACGCCGGCCAAGUCUCCUGCGUCAUUAAAACGAUCAGUCUCACCAAAAAAGAAAAGAUUGUCAUCAAUGUUGUUGGAUGACGCUGUGGAGUCGACACCAAACACGCCGUCCAAGAGUAGAAGCCAACUGGGAGAUGAAACAGAUGCUUAA